Messenger RNA from Oncorhynchus masou masou (cherry salmon), 4548 nucleotides. Its product is annotated as nuclear factor erythroid 2-related factor 2-like. Gene Ontology annotation, biological process: regulation of transcription by RNA polymerase II; cellular response to oxidative stress. Gene Ontology annotation, cellular component: nucleus. The record is from RefSeq and is a predicted model, not a curated record. The transcript has 5 exons. The coding region runs from base 209 to 2050 and encodes 613 amino acids. Gene Ontology annotation, molecular function: DNA-binding transcription factor activity, RNA polymerase II-specific; RNA polymerase II cis-regulatory region sequence-specific DNA binding. NCBI's taxonomy places the organism in Eukaryota, Metazoa, Chordata, Actinopteri, Salmoniformes, Salmonidae.
CUAGUGGGCAGGGCCGUUCAGCGGUUGGGGUUUCUUUACGCUUUCAUUAUUUCUAGACCUCAUUUUUUAUUUCUAUACAAGUGAACUAUGUUCAUAUUCAGGACACUGUUCGGUAAGAUUUAAUUUGAUUUGUGUUAGUGUAAGGGACUAUAAAGAUAAUUACGGCUCUGGGUGUUUAAGAGCAAAUUCACAAGGGAAUAUCAGCGCAAUGAUGGAGGUAGAAUUGUCAAGUGCACAUCGAAGUCAACAGGAUAUGAACUUGAUUGACAUCCUGUGGAGGCAGGACAUUGACCUGGGUGCCGAGCGGGAGGUGUUUGACCUGAGCCUGCGGCAGAAGGAGGAUGAGCUGCGCAGGCAGAGGGAACUGGAGGAGGAGAAUAGGCUGCACCUGCUGAGGGAGCAGGAUAAGGCCUUGCUCGAACAGCUGGAGCUGGACGAGGAGACUGGCGAGUUCAUGCCCUGCCUGCUACCCAGUGAACCAGAGCUGCCCAACACAGAGGGAAACCAGAACACCAUUUUUUCCAGAGUGGAUGGGGAUGCACUUUCAUUUGAUGAGUGCAUGCAGCUUCUCGCAGAGACAUUCCCUUUCGUAGAAACCAUUGAGCUCCCCCAUCCUCCUCCUGCACAUAUCAUGCCCUCCCCUUCCAUUGGCAACAGUAGGCCAGAUAUGCUGACAUCCCAGCAGUCACCUGUGGCCCAGAACCCCAUGCUCUCUGCUCUGCUGGCCCCCCACAAGGCUCCCAUUGCUGUGCCUGUGUCUCUGGAACCAGCCCCUGUGGAUGUGGAGCAGGCCUGGAUGGAGCUGCUCUCCCUGCCUGAGCUCCAGCAGAACUUAAAAAUGCAAGUGUCAGAUAUCCUGGAUCAGAAUGGCUAUACCAGCACAAGCAUGCCCCUAGAGGUGCAGGUCCCUAACUACAGCUUCUACUUGCCUGAGCUCCCAGGCUUGGUCACAAACAUUGAUACUACACCACCUGUCCUACUCAUCAACAACUUCAAAGGGAUGGUUCCCCCUGACAACCUCAACCAAAUGACUCCAGAGCUCAACACAGAGCUCAACCAAAAACCCCCAGAGCUCAACACAACCUACACCACAGACAACCUCUGUAAGCUGUUCUACACUGACCACUCAAACACAAAACCAAGCUCCCCCAUGUUAUCCUAUACUUCCAAUGAGGCGGAGAAGGAGGUGAGACACAAACCACUGGAACCAUCAGAAAUACAUGUCCCCCAAUUUUCCCUGACAGAUGGACAUAGGACUGCUAUAGAGUUCCCCGACUCUGACUCCGGUCUGUCAAUGGACAAUGUCAGCUCGCCUAUGAAAUCCCAUCAGGACGAUAGUUCUAUGGGAUACAGCGACUCAGACCUGGAGGAGAUGGACAGCAACCGGUCCAAGUACAGAGAGAUGUUCUCACUGUCUCUCCAUGGAGAGGAACAACAGUCCUCCCCUUACAACACUGGUCCAGUAUCCCAUUUUCCGGCAGACAGCCUACCCUCCCCAAAGAGUGAGCUCAUAGAGGGCAACGGCCAUAACCAGCGCCCAUUCACCAAAGACAAGUCGAGAAGACACUCUGCGGGCUGCCAGUCCCGUCUGUCCAGAGACGAACAGCGGGCCAAGGCCCUGGGGAUCCCCUUUGCUGUGGAGCUCAUUAUCAACCUGCCCGUGGACGACUUCAAUGAGCUCAUGUCCAAGCACCAGCUUAACGAGGUCCAGCUGGUCCUGAUCCGAGACAUCCGCCGACGGGGAAAGAACAAGGUGGCAGCCCAGAACUGCCGCAAGCGCAAGAUGGAGAGCAUCUCAGGCCUGGAGGGGGAGCUUAAAGCACUGUGCAAGAAGAAGGCGCACUUACUCAGGGAGAGUGCCCAGAGGAACGGCAGUUUGAAGGAGCUAAAGGAGCAGCUGGGGAGUCUGUACCUGGAGGUGUUCAGUCGGCUGAGAGAUGAGGAGGGGAAGCCCUACUCUCCCAGUGACUACUCUCUCCAGCAGACCUCCGAUGGCAGCAUGUUCCUUGUGCCUCGUGUUAAAAAGACACUCAAGGGUGAAGACAAAUAGUCUCUUCCAUUGAACUGUUUUCAUUACUUUUGUCCAUACCUACUGUACAAGACUACCAUGCUCAAAGUUAUAUGCUAGACUAUCAAAAUUAUAUAUGUUGCUUAAGGAGUAGUGAAACAGAAGUGUUAUUUUACUUAAUUCCACUUGGUUAAUGCAAUAAUGUUGUCAAUGUUGAAAUCUCUCCUUAUUUUGUACAGCAAUGCUUUUUUUGUUCCUGUAAUCAUAGCUAUGCAAAUAGAUUUCUACCCUAUUUGCAAUUGAGACAUGAUGACAUGUGUGUAUGUACAGUUGAAGUCGGAAGUUUACAUACACUUAGGUUGGAGUCAUUAAAACUCGUUUUUCAACCACUCCACAAAUUUCUUGUUAACAAACUAUCGUUUUGGGAAGUCAGUUAGGACAUCUACUUUGUGAAUGACGCAGGUCAUUUUUCCUAAAAUUGUUUACAGACAGAUUAUUUAAAUUAUAAUUCACUGUAUCACUAUUCCAGUGGGUUAGAAGUUUACAUACUCUAAGUUGACUGUGCCUUUAAAGAACUUGGAAAAGUCCAGAAAAUGAUGUCAUGGCUUUAGAAGCUUCUGAUAGGAUAAUUUACAUCAUUUGAAUCAAUUUGAGGUGUACAUGUGGAUGUAUUUCAAGGCCUACCUUCAAACUCGGUGCCUAUUUCCUUGACAUCAGGGGAAAAUCAAAAUAAAUCAGCCAAGUCUGGUUCAUCCUUGGGAGCAAUUUCCAAACACCUGAAGGUACCACGUUCAUCUGCACAAACAAUAGUAUGCAAGUAUAAACAGUAUGGGACCACGCAGCCGUCAUACCACUCAGGAAGGAGACGCAUAUUGUCUCCUAGAGAUGAACGUAUUUUGGUGUGAAAAGUACAAAUCAAUCCCAGGACAACAGCAAAGGACCUUUUGAAGAUGCUUGAGGAAACAGGUGCUAAAGUAUCUAUAUCCACAGUAAAAUGCAUCCUAUAUCGACAUAACCUGAAAGGCCACUCAGCAAGGAAGAUGCCACUGCUCCAAAAACGCCAUUAAAAAUACAGACUAAAGUUUGCAACUGCACAUGGGGACAAAGAUUGUACUUUUUGGAGAAAUGUCCUCUGGUCUGAAACAAAAAUAGAACUGUUUGGCCAUAAUUGAGCAUCGUCAUGUUUGGAGGAAAAAGGGUGAGGCUUGCAAGCCGAGGAACACCAUCCCAACCGUGAAGCACGGGGGUGGUAGCAUAAUGUUGUGGGGGUGCUUUGCUGCAGGAGAGACUGACGCACUUCACAAAAUAGAUGGAACCGUGAGGAUGGAAAAUUAGGUGGAUAUAUUGAAGCUACAUCUCAAGACAUCAAUCAGGAAGUUAAAGCUUGGUCGCAAAUGCGCCUUCCAAAUGAACAAUGACCCUAAGCAUACUUCCAAAGUUGUGGCAAAAUGGCUUAAGGGCAACAAAGUCAAGGUAUUGGAGUGGCCAUCACAAAGCCCUGACCACAAUCCCAUGGAAAAUGUGUGGACAGAACUGAAAAAGCAUGUGCGAGCAAGGAGGCAUACACAACCUGACUCAGUUACACCAGCUACUAUUUAAUGAAUCUGCCAGUUGAGACUCUAAUGUACUUGUCCUCUUGCUCAGUUGUGCACCGGGGCCUCUCACUACUCUUUCUAUUCUGGUUAGAGUCAGUUUGCGCUGUUCUGUGCAGGGGAGUAGUACACCGCUUUGUACAAGAUCUUCAGUUUCUUGGCAAUUUCUCGCAUGGAAUAGCCUUCAUUUCUUAGAACAAGAAUAGACUGACGAGUUUCAGAAGAAAGUCUUUGUUUCUGGCAAAUUUUGAGCCUGUAAUCAAACCCACAAAUGCUGAUGCUCCAGAUACUCAACUAGUCUAAAGAAGGCCAGUUAUAUUGCUUCUUUAAUCAGGACAACAGUUUUCAUAAUUGAAAAAGGGUUUUCUAAUGAUCAGUUAGCCUUUUAAAAUUAUAAACUUGGAUUAGCUAACACAACAUGCACAGGAGUGAUGGUUGCUGAUAAUGGGCCUCUGUACGCCUUUGUAGAUAUUCCAUUUAAAAAAUCAGCCGUAUCCAGCUACAAUAGUCAUUUACAACAUUAACAAUGUCUACACUGUAUUUCUGAUCAAUUUUAUGUUAUUUUAAUAGACAAAAAAAUAGCUUUUCUUUCAAAAACAAGGACAUUUCUAAGUGAUCCCAACAUUUUGAAUGGUAUUGUACAUAGUAUUGGUAACCAUCUAUACGCAAUAUAAAAAUAAACAUUUGAAGUGUAGACUAAAUUGCACAUUUUAAUUAAAUCCAAAUUCUGCUUCCUGUAAGGCAUGUCCAAUUCAAAUUCGAUUCAAAUUCAAGAGUUUAAUUGAAAUUCAAGAGUAAUUCGUAACUAAAUUCUGAAUCGACCCCAACCUUGCUAACUAGGUAACUACCCCAUGUUCUUGAAGUAUACAACAGAUAAAAAUGACAGGGGUGUUUUCAUGUAAGGCUUUGUUGACAUUUGUGCAAAUAAAGGUUGAAAGAUAAUCUCCA